CACUCUUGGUUUAUCACGAACCAAUGCGGUUCAAGCUUGGUUCAAUCCAUAGAUGCACCGCUUCCUCUAGUAUGGUCCAUACUCCGCCGCUUCGACAACCCAGAAGCUUACAAACGGUUCGUCAAGAGCUGUACGUUGAGUGUCGAUGACGGUGGAAUAGGGAGUGUACGUGAAGUGAUGAUCGUGUCGGGGAUGCCGGCAGCCAUGAGCAUGGAGGGGUUGGAUCAAUUAGAUGAUGACUUGCAUGUUAUGAGGGUUAGCAUUGGUGACCAUAAGCUUGUGAAUUACCGUUCCACUACUAGUUUGCAUGAAAUUGGAAGUGAAGAAGAAGGGAAUGGCGGGAGAACGGUGGUGGUAGAGUCGUAUGUGGUGGAUGUCCCAGCGGGGAAUAGUAAAGAAGAUAGAUGUUCGUUUGCUGAUAUGAUAAUUGGAUGUAAUCUUAGGUCUUUAGCUAGGGUAACAGAAGGAUUGGCGAAUUCAAACAAUUUAUGACCUUUACUUUUUUCUUUUUCUUGAAUAAAGCUUUUCGUGUCACUUUUUUUCUCCCUUAUUUAUAGGAGAUGAGCUACAAAAUAAUAAUUUUCUUCCCAAUUCUUGAAACCCUUUCAUGGGUUCUUUUUGGGGAGGGCGAUA
Molecule: messenger RNA, 633 nt
Organism: Gossypium raimondii (Peruvian cotton)
Lineage: Eukaryota; Viridiplantae; Streptophyta; Magnoliopsida; Malvales; Malvaceae
Product: abscisic acid receptor PYL11
Exons: 1
Biological process (GO): abscisic acid-activated signaling pathway
Cellular component (GO): nucleus; cytoplasm
Molecular function (GO): signaling receptor activity; protein phosphatase inhibitor activity; abscisic acid binding
Source: RefSeq, a predicted model, not a curated record